Molecule: messenger RNA, 956 nt
Organism: Mus pahari (shrew mouse)
Lineage: Eukaryota; Metazoa; Chordata; Mammalia; Rodentia; Muridae
Product: C-C motif chemokine 27
Exons: 3
Coding region: 566-925 (119 amino acids)
Biological process (GO): immune response; positive regulation of T cell chemotaxis
Cellular component (GO): extracellular region
Molecular function (GO): chemokine activity
Source: RefSeq, a predicted model, not a curated record
AUGAAGGCAGGUCAGUGCUGGCCUGCCUCCUGUUCCUACCCACUCACAAACUUCCAUCAGAAGUGUGUAUGUUCACUAAUAUGGUUCAGCGCGAUGGUUGUGGAAAUGCAAAUGGAUUCCAGUGGGGCUUUUGGGUAUAACUGGAUCGGUGUCAUUUCUGUCUGUGAGCACACAUUCAUGGGCGUGACUUCAUGAGGUUACAUGACCCACAUAUGACUGUGAAUGUGUGGCUAUGGGUGUGAGCGUAAAUGACUAUCAGGAGACGCCACCGUGGACCACGGCUGUCCUGAGCUUCUGUACCAUCAGCCCGUACGCCAGCCAUUCGCUAGCUCUCUCCCAUCUUCUCCAUCCAGGGCUUAGAAGCCCAUGGGGAAAUGGCAGUCCGGGCAGGGGGUUGGGUCACUGACAACAGGCCAAGAGUUAAAGAUCAGCAUCACAAGAUAAGCAAGGCAUCACCACCUGAGUCUGACUCACCUAGUGCCCGAGGCGAAGCUCAGCUAGAUAAAAGCUAGGGGAGCAGGGGAGAAAGGAAGGAAGGAAGGAAGAAACCUCCGGGCUGAGCACCAUGGAGGGGCUCUCCCCCACCAGCAGCCUCCUGCUGUUACUGUUGCUUCUGAGCCCAGCUCCUGAAGCAGCCUUGCCUCUGCCCUCCAGCACUAGCUGCUGUACUCAGCUCUAUAGACAACCACUCCCAAGCAGGCUGCUGAGGAGGAUUGUCCGCAUGGAACUGCAGGAGGCCGAUGGGGACUGUCACCUUCAGGCUGUCAUACUUCACCUGGCUCGGCGCAGUGUCUGUGUUCAUCCCCAGAACCGCAGCCUGGCUCGGUGGUUCGAACGCCAAGGGAAAAGGCUCCAGGGGACUGUACCCAGUUUAAAUCUGGUACUACAAAAGAAAAUGUACUCGCACCCCCAACAGCAAAACUAAUAAAGCAACAUUAGACGACACUCUCCAAAAA